Molecule: messenger RNA, 867 nt
Organism: Rangifer tarandus platyrhynchus (Svalbard reindeer)
Lineage: Eukaryota; Metazoa; Chordata; Mammalia; Artiodactyla; Cervidae
Source: the annotation of a GenBank genome assembly
AUGUCGAAAUUAUUCACUGCUUAUAGACCAACCAGACAAGUGUGCAAAGAAGCCCUUCUAUUGCUGGCUAUUGAGUCCCUAACUUCACAUGUCGAUAGAAGGCAAGCGAUUCGGGAAUCUUGGGGCAAAGAAACCAGUGUGGGGAACCAAACGGUGGUGGGAGUCUUCUUACUGGGCCAGACUCCCGCAGAAGACAACCAUCCAGACCUUUCAGAUGUGCUGAAAUUUGAGAGUGAGAAGCACCAAGACAUUCUUUUGUGGAACUACAGAGAUACAUUCUUCAACUUGUCUCUGAAAGAAGUACUCUUUCUCAGGUGGGUGAGCACUUCCUGCCCAAAUGCCGAGUUCGUGUUCCAGGGCGAUGAUGAUGUUUUUGUGAACACCCAUCACCUCCUGAAUUACUUGAAUAGCUUAUCCGGGAACAAAGCCAAAGAUUUGUUUAUUGGUGACGUGAUUCAUAAUGCUGGACCUCAUCGGGAUAAGAAACUGAAGUACUACAUCCCGGAAGCUGUUUACACUGGCGUCUUCCCGCCUUAUGCAGGAGGAGGUGGAUUCCUCUACUCCGGCCACCUGGCCCUGAGACUGUACAAUGUAACUGACCGGGUCCUUCUCUACCCCAUCGAUGACGUUUAUACUGGAAUGUGCCUUCAGAAACUUGGCCUCGCUCCGGAGAGACACAAAGGCUUCAGGACAUUUGAUAUAGAAGAGAAAAGCAGGGGUAACAUUUGUUCCUAUGUAGAUUUGAUGUUGGUACAUAGUAGAAAACCUCAAGAGAUGAUUGAUAUUUGGUCUCGGUUGCAGAGUGCUCAUUUAAAAAUGCUGAUUUAUAUGCAAACUACAUUUUACAUAGAAAUGUAUCUCAAAUAG